AUGGUGCAAAAAUCCCGCAACGGAGGCGUUUACCCGGGACCCGCCUCUGAAAAGAAGCUGAAGGUGGGCUUUGUGGGGUUGGACCCGGGAGCCCCGGACUCCAGCCGGGACGGAGCUCUCCUCAUCGCCGGUUCCGAGAGCAGCAAACGGGGCAGCAUCCUCAGCAAACCCCGUUCCGGGGUCUCGGGAAGCGGGAAGCCCCCUAAAAGGAAUGCUUUUUACCGCAAGCUGCAGAAUUUCCUCUACAAUGUUCUGGAGAGACCGCGGGGCUGGGCUUUCAUUUACCACGCAUACGUUUUUCUACUAGUUUUCUCCUGCCUGGUGCUGUCUGUCUUUUCAACCAUUGAUGAGUACCAGAACAGCUCAGAAGGAGCCCUUUACAUCCUGGAAAUUGUCACCAUUGUGGUGUUUGGGGUGGAAUACUUUGUGAGGAUCUGGGCUGCUGGGUGCUGCUGCCGCUACCGGGGCUGGAGGGGAAGGUUAAAAUUUGCCCGCAAGCCUUUCUGUGUCAUUGACAUCAUGGUGUUGAUCGCAUCCAUCGCCGUGCUGGCAGCAGGAUCCCAAGGGAAUGUCUUUGCCACCUCAGCACUCAGGAGCUUGAGAUUCCUGCAGAUCCUGCGGAUGAUCCGUAUGGACCGGCGGGGAGGCACCUGGAAGCUCUUGGGCUCUGUGGUCUAUGCACACAGUAAGGAGCUGAUUACUGCUUGGUAUAUUGGCUUCCUCUGCCUCAUUCUGGCCUCUUUCCUGGUGUACUUGGCCGAGAAAGGAGAAAAUGAGCACUUUGAUACGUACGCAGAUGCACUCUGGUGGGGUCUGAUCACUCUCACCACCAUUGGCUAUGGGGACAAAUACCCCCAGACCUGGAACGGGCGACUGCUGGCAGCGACCUUCACCCUCAUUGGGGUCUCCUUCUUUGCCCUCCCUGCUGGCAUCUUGGGCUCAGGGUUUGCUCUGAAAGUUCAAGAGCAGCAUCGACAAAAACACUUUGAGAAGAGGAGAAACCCGGCAGCAGGCCUGAUUCAGGCAGCUUGGAGAUUUUAUGCCACCAACCUGUCCAGGACAGACCUGCACUCCACCUGGCAGUACUACGAGCGCACGGUCACUGUCCCCAUGUACAGCACGCAAACGCAAACGUACGGUGCCUCCAGACUCAUCCCUCCUCUGAACCAGCUGGAGCUCCUGAGGAACCUGAAGAGCAAAUCAGGACUGACAUUCAGGAAAGAGCAGCAGCCUGAGCCAUCGCCAAGUAAAAGCAAAGCGUGCAGAGAGUCACUAUGCGGAUGCUGCUCAGGAAACUCUAGUCAGAAGGUCAGUUUGAAAGAUCGUGUCUUCUCCAGUCCCCGCGGUGCUGGCACCAAAGGGAAAGGCUCUCCACAGGCUCAGGGCAUCCGGAGAUCCCCCAGUGCUGACCAGAGCAUCGAGGACAGUCCAAGCAAAGUGCCCAAGAGCUGGAGCUUUGGGGACCGCAGCCGAGCUCGCCAAGCUUUCCGCAUCAAGGGAGGAGCCUCCAGGCAGAACUCAGAAGAAGCAAGCCUGCCAGGAGAAGACAUUCCUGAUGAUAACAAAAGCUGCAACUGCGAGUUUGUGACCGAGGAUUUGACGCCGGGGCUGAAAGUCAGCAUCAGGGCAGUGUGCAUUAUGAGAUUUCUGGUCUCCAAGAGGAAGUUUAAGGAGAGCCUUCGGCCCUAUGACGUGAUGGAUGUCAUUGAGCAGUACUCAGCUGGCCACCUGGACAUGCUCUCCCGGAUUAAAAACCUUCAGGCCAGAGUUGACCAGAUCGUUGGGAGAGGAUCUUCCAUGACCGACAAGGAUCGGACCAAAGGGCCGGCGGAGGGGGAGAUGCCUGAAGAUCCCAGCAUGAUGGGCAGGCUUGGAAAAGUUGAGAAACAGGUUCAGUCCAUGGAGAAGAAGCUGGAUUUCCUGGUCAACAUUUACAUGCAGCGGAUGGGCAUCCCACCCACGGAGACAGAGGCUUAUUUUGGGUCCAAGGAACCUGACCCAGCCCCACCCUACCACAGCCCCGAAGACAGCAGGGAGCACAUCGACAAGAACGGCUGCAUCAUCAAGAUCAUCAGGUCCACCAGCUCCAUGGGGCAGAAAAACUUCUCUGCCCCACCACCCAACGCCUGCCCACCUUCCACCUCCUGCCAGCGGCAGAGCCACGGAUCCUCCCCCGUCGGAGACCCCGGAUCCUUGGUCAGGAUCCCACCUCCCCCUUCCCACGAGCGUUCCUUGUCAGCCUACGGCGGGGGGCACCGGGCCAGCUCGGAAUACCUGAGGAAUGAAGACAUUACAACCAAACCCCACGAGAGUGCCAUGAGAGACAGCGACACCUCCAUCUCCAUCCCCUCCGUCGACCACGAGGAACUGGAGCGCUCGUUCAGCGGCUUCAGCAUCUCCCAGUCCAAAGAGAAUUUGGACAUCCUUAACAACGGUUGCUAUGCAGCCGUGGCCAAAAUCAGACCCUACAUUGCAGAGGGGGAAUCAGACACCGAUUCUGACCUCUGCACACCCUGUGGUCCUCCUCCCAGGUCGGCCACGGGUGAAGGACCUUUCAGUGACAUGGGCUGGGCAGCCCCCAGGCAGUGA
Calypte anna (Anna's hummingbird) is the source of this 2589-nucleotide messenger RNA. It is a transcript of the gene KCNQ2, whose product is annotated as potassium voltage-gated channel subfamily Q member 2. The record is from RefSeq and is a predicted model, not a curated record. Gene Ontology annotation, cellular component: membrane. NCBI's taxonomy places the organism in Eukaryota, Metazoa, Chordata, Aves, Apodiformes, Trochilidae. Gene Ontology annotation, molecular function: voltage-gated potassium channel activity. The transcript is spliced from 17 exons. Gene Ontology annotation, biological process: transmembrane transport; potassium ion transport. Bases 1 to 2589 code for a protein of 862 amino acids.